This is a messenger RNA of Venturia canescens, 672 nucleotides long. RefSeq names its product ficolin-1-like. Lineage: Eukaryota; Metazoa; Arthropoda; Insecta; Hymenoptera; Ichneumonidae. The transcript is spliced from 4 exons. The coding region runs from base 1 to 672 and encodes 223 amino acids. The record is from RefSeq and is a predicted model, not a curated record.
AUGGGGUCAACGGUCAAGGGCACCGAUAAUAUGAACGAUGAGCACAUCAGAAGAAUUCUAUACUCCAAUUUCACUCAACCUAAUUGCGAAAGUUUGAUGAACAGCGAUUCGCCAUCGGGAAUUUAUCAUUUUCCCUACAGAUACCCGAAAAAGGAAGUGGAAUGGCUUUGGAAUAUUUACGAAAUUUAUUGUGAUCAGUCGAACGGUGGGGGUUGGACAGUCAUUCAAAAACGCGACGACAAAUCCUCGCACCGAAUUAAUUUCACGAGUCAAUCCUGGGACGAUUAUGCCAAGGGAUUCGGCGACCUCGGGGGCGAAUUUUGGUUGGGAAAUGAGUGGAUCCACAGAUUAACUACGCUUUUUGGUCCGUACGAAUUGAGACUGGAAUUCGAGGAUCGAUUGGGAAAUCAAAAAUGGGCUGAAUAUCCCAAAUUCGAAAUCCAUUCGCGCAAGGACAAAUAUAGAAUGCGAAUUGCUCCAUCGGUCGCUAAAAAUUUAACGAGAUCCGCGAGAAGUUCCAUUUUCGAUCAUUUUCCAAUGGUUGGCGAAGAGUGUUCCAUGGACUUUGACGAAAUUUGGUGGUCUCCAGACGAGUGCAUCGGCGUCAAUCUCAACAGCGACAGCUACAAAAAAACGAAGAUGAUGAUACGAUUGAAAAACAAUUGGCCCUGA